Molecule: messenger RNA, 2022 nt
Organism: Salvelinus sp. IW2-2015
Lineage: Eukaryota; Metazoa; Chordata; Actinopteri; Salmoniformes; Salmonidae
Product: ELL-associated factor 1
Biological process (GO): transcription elongation by RNA polymerase II; regulation of DNA-templated transcription
Cellular component (GO): super elongation complex
Molecular function (GO): transcription elongation factor activity
Source: RefSeq, a predicted model, not a curated record
UGGAACAAACAGGAAAAGGAGUGGUCAUGUGACGUAGGGAUUGUUUUUCAAAAUAGCUUAGCUAGCUGCAWAGCUAGCUGAAGUAUCUUAUAUACUACGUUAUUAUCAUUCAAUUUUAUAACGCAGCAUAAUUUAAAUAAAUGUGAAUAUUAAACUUCUAGCAUAGUCAUGAAUGGGAGUACAAAUCCGCUCUUGGACAAAGAAGAACAUGUUUUGAAGCUCGGAGAGAGCUUUGAGAAGAGGCCAAAAUCAUCAUUUCACACCAUCAGAUAUGAUUUCAAACCAGCUUCAAUUGACACAAGCUGCGAGGGAGAGUUGCAAGUCGGUAAAGGAGAGGAAGUCACCAUCACAUUACCUCACAUUCCAGUAAGAGGCUCUACACCACCCAUGACAGUAUUCAAAGGGAAUAAGCGGCCAUAUCAGAAAGACUGUGUUCUUAUCAUCAAUCAUGACACUGGGGAGUACAUGCUGGAGAAGUUGAGCAGCAGUAUCCAGGUCAAGAAAACCAGAGCGGAGGGCAGCAGUAAGAUCCAGGCCAGGAUUGAGCAACAGUCGGUGCGUGCCACUGCCACCCAGCCUCAAGCACAGUUCCGUGCCCCCACUAAGCCUGGUGCAGGGGCCAAGACCUCCCCCUCCCCUUCCAAGGACAACCCCUCCCCUGAGCCCCAGCUAGAUGACAUCAAGAGAGAGCUGCGAGCGGAGGUGGAUGUUAUUGAACAAAUGAGCAGCAGUAGCGGCAGCAGCUCAUCUGACUCUGCCAGUGGCUCUGGUAGUGGRGACGACAGCUCCAGCAGUGAUAGGGAGCAUGACGCCCCUCAACCUGUCCAACUCCCUCUCCCCCACAUCCAGCCCUCCCCCAACCCCAUGGUCAAUGGAGGAGCAGACAGGCAACAGGGCAGCAACCAGCUGAUGAACACGCUCAGGAAUGACCUCCAGUUGAGCGAGUCAGGCAGCGACAGUGAUGAUGACUGAACUGCCCCCAGUCUCUCUCCUGCCCUCUCUUUCUACCUCUCAUUAUUAUAYCAUCUUGCUCUCCUCUUUCUUCUCUUUGCCUGGUUCCGUUGUUUCGUUGCUGUGGUAACCGACCCAACUGUAAAGUCUGGUUUUAUUGUAUUUUUUAAUGUCUCUGUGAAGCCGGCCAACCUGGAGAUUUAAUAGUGUAUUUUUGAUUAGCUGUAUAUUUUGUUUUGUUKAAAAAAAAUCCUUUUACAUAUGAAAACAUGCUAAAGAAUAUAUAUUAGAAUGCAUGUACAUAUUUUCUGUAGUUAGAGCUCCUAGUUGUAUCAACUUGUAUCACAAGUCUUUGUUGUUUUCUUGUUUCAUCACAAGGGGAGGGGCUUAUUUGGACYAUAUCACCCCCAUCUUCCCUAUUUAUCUGGAAAUCAAAAGAAAGCACUGAAAGCAUUUCACCCAUUCCAUGUUUUUAUCAGUAUCAUGACACUUUCAAAAUCAGUCUUUCAAGAGGCCAGGAUACAGCUCACAUCGAACUAAGCUACAGAUGAUACAAAAGGACAUACUCAUAUUUUUUAUGUAAAAUCAGUUUCUAAAGUUUCGGUUUCUGUUCUGGUGAACAGGUAAAUAUCAGUAACAUGUAAAUGAGCCUGGGUCAAUCCUUUACAUGUCAAAGCACUUUAGUUUAAUUGUAAUAUCAACACUUUCAGCAGUUUCCACCGAAAAUAUUUUGCAUUGCUUUUAACAGCACCUUUCUGACCUAACCUUUAAAUGCAACUAACACCCAGUACUUAGAGUUCACCAUACCCUUUAUAGCUAAUAUUCUACUAUUUCCACAUCAAUCAUUUGACUUUCUGAUUCUGCCUCACUCAAUAGCUAGGUUUCCAUCCAAUUGGUGACAGAUUUUCAUGCUAAUAUUCUAAAAUCCGCAUUAAAACAAUAUGUGCACAUUCCCACCAAAGAUGUUUCCAUCACAUUGACUUGUUGCGUAUAACAGUCUGUGCGUAAUGACGUGGUGCACGUAAAAACAACUUUUGCGAUUUAAUUACCAUUAAAUACAAGUUAAAUGGG